Molecule: messenger RNA, 3265 nt
Organism: Cynoglossus semilaevis (tongue sole)
Lineage: Eukaryota; Metazoa; Chordata; Actinopteri; Pleuronectiformes; Cynoglossidae
Product: protocadherin gamma-C5-like
Exons: 2
Coding region: 682-3204 (840 amino acids)
Biological process (GO): homophilic cell-cell adhesion
Cellular component (GO): plasma membrane
Molecular function (GO): calcium ion binding
Source: RefSeq, a predicted model, not a curated record
UUCCAUUUAAGUUUACGGGACAUAUACACAUUUUUUAACCUUAAAUAAUGAGGUCGGUUGUUUCAUAAUUUAUGCAAGUAAUUGCUCUACAUAUUUUUAAAUUACUUUGCCUUUAAUUUGUGUCUGUUGGAUGAUAUAUAAGUAUAACACUGAGUUAAUUUUUCAGGCGUUGUCACUAUUUAAUGUCCAGUAAUAAUAAUUUUAUAACUGGUGUAACGUUCACAAGCCCACUUUAAGCUUGUGGAGCGCUUUUUCCUGAAUGUGAAUUUUUGGACGCUUUGUUUCAGCACCAUAUAUAUGGACAGCUCCCAUAAAGUAGAAAUGCCACUUAAGUCGGAUUUUAUUUCCGAUCUUGUUUUCAUUUAUUAAUCUGUAGCAUAAGACAAUCCUCGUAUCUAUUCACUCUGCUUUGUUUGAGCAAAGUCUUGUGUCUGUAAAAGCGCUGCUCAUGUGUUUUCCUAUUGGACUGUGUCGAUGGCUGCUGUCGGCCAAUGAAACGCAGACGUGUACAAAGAGAUCUAGUCCAUCCCCCGUGCAGCUUCAGCACCGCAUUCAUGUUGCAUUAAGCUGAAUGAGACAAAGUGAUGCUCUUCUUGGAAAUCAGACGGAAGAUUUCGAAUAAUUAUUUUGCAGUGGAUUAUUGUGGGAUACGCGUGUGUCAUUGAUGGUUUACAACAAUGGAUGGCAACUGUUCUUCUUUUGUUCACUUCACUGGGAAUUAAUUCUAACGCACCGGGGAUGACAAAGAGACGAGGACAGGGACACUGGAGAUGGCAGGCGCUCUGGUGGCAUCUCUUCUUCCUCUUGUGGAGUAUAACACGGGGACAGACUCGUUACAGUGUCCCAGAAGAACUAAAGCAGGGAUCUGUGGUAGGAAAUCUGGCUAAAGAUCUUGGUCUGGCAUUGUCUGAUAUUUCUGACCGUAAACUGCGUGUUGCCUCUGAGGUUGGUAAGCCGCAGUACUUCACUGUGGAUACGGGGAAGGGCGAGCUGGUGGUGAAUGACAGAAUAGACAGAGAGACUCUAUGUGGACAAAGCGCCAGCUGUGUAUUGACUCUGCAGGUCCUCAUUGAUAAACCGUUACAACUGUACAAAGUGGAGGUUGAAAUACAGGACAUUAAUGAUAAUUCUCCCAUGUUUCCUUCUCAAGAAAUCAUAAUAGAAAUAGCAGAGUCGACAGCAGCAGGGGCACGUUUUCCUUUAGAGACUGCGCGCGACAUCGACGUCGGAAUAAAUUCAGUGAGAUCUUAUACGUUAAGUAAAGACGACCUUUUUAGUUUGAAAAUUAAAGAUGUAUCAGGAGGGAGAAAGAUACCAGAACUCGUUUUAUCAAAGUCGCUGGACAGAGAGAAAAAGGCUACACAUCACCUUCAAUUAACAGCUUUUGACGGCGGAAAUCCAGUGAAAUCUGGAAUCUCACAGAUAACAAUAAAUGUACUUGAUAAUAACGAUAAUUUUCCGGUAUUUGAGAAAAACGUUUACAAAGUCUCUGUAAGCGAAAACAGUGCCCAAGGUGCGUCUAUAAUAAAACUAACCGCAAAAGACGUCGACGAUGGCCCUAAUGGGGAAGUCGAGUAUUCAUUUGGAGUUCACACACCAGAUGUUGUUCAGUCUGUUUUUGAUAUUGAUGCGAUAACUGGAGAAAUUAGUCUUAAAGGAACAUUGGAUUUUGAAACCAACGCAAAUUUUGAAGUUGAUAUUAGCGCAAAAGACAAAGGAAAUCCUAGAAUGGAGGGACACUGUACUGUCCAUAUAGAAGUAAUAGAUAUAAACGAUAAUGCCCCCGUUAUAAUCCUAACCUCUGAACCUAACCCAGUGCCAGAGGACGCACCGAACGGCACUGUAGUGGCUUUGAUUAGUGCCCGAGACAGUGAUUUUGGCGACAACGGUAAAGUGACGCUUCGUUUAUCAAAUGGUUUUCCGUUUAAUCUCAAACCGUCAUUUUCUGAUAAUUAUGCAUUGGUUAUCAAGGGUGUUCUAGACCGAGAAAAAAUGUCAGAAUAUAAUAUUGAAAUCACAGCCACAGAUUCAGGCUCUCCCCCACUGUCCAGUAAGACAAUUAUACAAAUUAGUAUCUCAGAUGUCAAUGACAAUCCUCCUGUAUUCUCUCAGUCCUCCUAUAAUGUGUAUUUAAAAGAGAAUGGAGUACCAGGAUCUAUACUGUACUCAGUAUCAGCCUCUGACCUGGAUUCUGGUGAAAACGCUAAAAUCUCCUACUCUAUACUAGACUCUAAAGUGCAGGACGUUUCUGUGUCAUCGUAUGUUUACAUUAACUCAGAUAACGGCAGCAUCUACAGCAUGCACUCGUUCGACUAUGAGAAACUGAAGGUGUUUCAGAUUCAGGUUCAGGCUAAAGAUCAGGGCUCUCCGUCUCUGAGCAGCAACACCACUGUCCAUGUCUUUAUCCUGGACCAGAACGACAACGCCCCCUCUGUUAUUUACCCCUCCUCUGCUGCCCUGGGCUCCCUCUCUCACCAGAGGAUGCCCCGCUCCGCCAAAGCGGGUCACCUGGUCACUAAGGUGACAGCUGUGGACGCUGACUCGGGCCAUAACGCCUGGAUCUCCUACAAACUGGCAGAGGCCACAGACGCGUCUCUGUUCACCGUCAACCAGUUCACUGGAGAGGUGAGGACUAAACGUGCUGUGUACGAGCAGGACGAAUCCUCUCAGAGGCUGCUGAUAGAGAUCAGAGACGAUGGACAACCGGUCCAGUCCUCCACUGUCACGGUGUCCAUCCUGCUGGAGGACGGGCUGCAUGAACCCAUCUUAGACCUUGAACAGAAAGUAGCUGAACCCAGCAGGAAAAAUGGGAGAAUCGCCCUUUAUUUGAUUCUCUCUCUGGCCUCGGUGUCUGUUCUGUCUCUGGUGACUUUUGUCAUCUUAGCGGUGAAGUGCAUCAGGAGCAGCAGUAGCAGCAGUAGUUGCUGCAUGAGAAGGAGCGACUGUGAUGAUUACAAGAACCCCAACAGAAACCUGCAGAUUCAGCUCAACACUGAUGGACCCAUAAAGUACGUGGAGGUGCUGGGAGGAGACAUGAUGUCUCAGAGUCAGUCCUUCAGGUCUUGUAUGUCUCCAAUGUCAGAGUACAGUGACUUCACUUUGAUUAAGCCCAGCAGCACCACUGACUUUAAGGAGGUGAUCAGUGUCCUGGAUGCGUCUUUACCUGACAGCACCUGGACCUUUGAGAGCCAGCAGGUGAGAUGAUGACAUGUGACUUGUCACGUAUUCAAAACGUGCUAGAUUUGAGUUGUAAUUACAAGGUAUU